UUAAACCUUCGCGAAUGUUAACAUCUUGAUGACUCCCAUAAGAUACUUCCAUAAAACUAUUAUUUGAGGGUCAGAUACUUAUUUUUCUUCAUAUGAUGUUCUGACUCGGGCAAGCAUCAUAAGAGUAUAGCAAAAAAUACUAACUAGUGUCUAAACUAUUAUUUAUUUUCUUGAAAAUCUUCUAAUAGAAAUUUCUAACAUUUUUUUCAAUCUACGAAAGUGAAGUGAGUUUUUUAAAAAAAUUUUGAUAUGCACGAAACAUGAAAAUUCUAAUUUACAAGAUUCACGCAUUAAGUUUAAUAUUAUCGAUGCUAAUAACAAUGACUCAUUCUCAAAAUACGACUAGUUUGGAUGCCAUAUUUGGAGGUCUAUUGCGGACAUUUUUACUAAAAGCUGGUCAUAAGGUUCGCCAACAAACUGAUUCUGAUUUUAAUAGAGCAAUAUUAGAAAAACAACAGAGAGCAGCGAAGAAACUUAAAGCUGCUGAUCCAUUUCCCUGUCAAUUAGAAAAUAUUAAAUUGAGAAGUGAUACUGUACCUUCAAGUGUUCAUAAAUUACGUCCUGGUGACAUCGACAUAAUAGCAGGAAUGGGAGAUAGCUUAAGUGCAGGCACUGGUAUAUCCACCAUUUCUGUUAUUGAAGAAUUGAUAAUUCCGCAAAGAGGAAGAGCCUGGUCAGCAGGAGGUGAGAAAACCUGGAGAUCUUACUUGACUCUUCCCAAUAUUUUAAAAGUAUUCAAUCCCAAGUUGUUCGGUUUUGCUCUAAAAGCUUCUCAGAGCAUCGAAUGGGAAUCACAGUUUAAUGUUGCUGAAAAUGGCGCCAUAUCCAAUGAUAUGCCAUAUAUGGUUAAGGAAUUAGUGAAGAGAAUCAAGCAAGAUCCUAGAGUAGAUUUAGAAAAUCAUUGGAAAAUGGUGACGAUAAUGAUAGGCGACAAUGACUUUUGCUCAGAGAUUUGUCUACUCCGUAACAGCUACGAUUCGUUAAAAAAACACAAAGAAGACUUACUAAUAGUUCUUAGAUAUCUAAGGGAUAAUUUACCAAGGACUAUAGUUAAUUUAGUACCAGCACCAAGAUUGGAUGUACUGUUUGAAAUGAAGAACCUCCCUUUAAAAUGUUAUAUUGUUCAAAAUACGGUUUGUUCGUGCAUUAGAGGUUUAUUGUACAAAAAUAUGAGGAAAAUAAUGAGCGACAUUAUGAAAAAAUGGCAGCAGGUAGAUCUCGAAGUUAGCAAUUUACCAGAAUUUGAUUUAGAAGAUUUUACUGUGAUAGGUCAUACUUAUACGUUAAACUACUCGUUCCCUAGGACUCCACAAGGGAAACCUGAUUAUACUUUCCUAGCGCCUGAUUGUUUCCAUUUUUCGGAAAAAUCACAAGCAAGGUUUGCAAACGAUUUGUGGAAUUCGCUAUUGGAACCUGUAGGUAACAAGAGCACAGAUGGUACUCCAACAUUUUCAAAAUUUAAUUGUCCUUCUGAAGAACAUCCUUAUAUUUACACAAAGCAUAAUAGUCAAUUGCCUCAUUCAUUCCAAAGUGUGGAGAAGACCUUUGAACUACCCAAUUAGAACAUUUAUACAAAUUAUAAAUAAAUAGUUCUCAUAAUGAAUUGCUUCUCCUAUUAGCCUUCCAUACAACUUCUGUUAAUGUCCUGCAAGCAGUAAAUUUUUUUGUCUAAAGCAUGGGAAGAUGUGACACCCACAACUAUACAGCAAGGUUUUAGAUAUGCAAGUUUGUAUCAAUUCUAAGAGUUGUGGAAAGGUGGAAACAGAACCAGACUUUCCAGUAAUUGAGUGGUUUAAAAUGAUAGGAAACUUCAAGGAAAAUUCUCAAACUUAUAUUGGAUUAAACAACCGCCUGAUUACAACGGCAACGGUAAAUUUCCUUCUUCAGAACUCAUCCUCAUAUUGCUGGAGGAAUUUUGAAAAUAUGACAAAAAUGUAUCAGCAGGGCUUCUCCUAAAACUGGUAAUAUUUCGAAGGUGAAAAAUGUAGAAGCUGAAUUAAUGGAAAAGUACUUAUUUUAUUACCAAGACGAAUCAAUUUCCUAAGAUAUAAAUGAUAUAUAACAAAUUCUUAGUGCAGCUAAAGAUGUCGAUCAAAAAGAACAGUAAUAGCGUUUAUAAAUAAAUAUUGUUUUUAUGUAUAUAACUACUAACAUUAGUCUGAAAUAAAGUUUUUUUGUAUAA
Messenger RNA from Diorhabda carinulata, 2182 nucleotides. Its product is annotated as phospholipase B1, membrane-associated-like. Gene Ontology annotation, biological process: phospholipid metabolic process. The coding region runs from base 261 to 1562 and encodes 433 amino acids. The record is from RefSeq and is a predicted model, not a curated record. The transcript has 7 exons. Lineage: Eukaryota; Metazoa; Arthropoda; Insecta; Coleoptera; Chrysomelidae. Gene Ontology annotation, molecular function: glycerophospholipase activity.